This is a messenger RNA of Metopolophium dirhodum (rose-grain aphid), 1758 nucleotides long. RefSeq names its product alanine--glyoxylate aminotransferase 2-like. Bases 100 to 1461 code for a protein of 453 amino acids. The transcript is spliced from 8 exons. Lineage: Eukaryota; Metazoa; Arthropoda; Insecta; Hemiptera; Aphididae. The record is from RefSeq and is a predicted model, not a curated record. Gene Ontology annotation, cellular component: mitochondrion. Gene Ontology annotation, molecular function: pyridoxal phosphate binding; transaminase activity.
AUUAUAAUUUACUAACCUAAUGCAGUAUUAGAACGGUCGUGUUCAGAGCUGUAUCUUUUAUUGUUCUGAUAUUUCCAUAUUCAACAUAACAAGGUGACAAUGGAAAGUAAAAAGCUCACAUUUACCGAAACAAUCGAUCUGCGUAAUAAAUAUGUCGGGAAAUCUUGCGAAUUGUUUUAUAAGAAGAAUCCUUUGAAAAUCGUUCGCGGCCAAGCACAGUAUUUGUACGACCAAGACGGAAGAGAAUACUUGGAUUGCAUCAAUAACGUAGCCCACGUUGGCCAUUGUCAUCCAGACGUGGUGAGAGCGGGCAUAGAGCAAAUGCAACAGUUGAACACCAACAGCCGGUUUCUACACGAUAACCUGGUGGUGUGCGCGGAGAAGAUCGUGUCGAAAAUGCCGGAAUCGCUUUCCGUCUGUUUCUUCGUCAAUUCCGGUUCCGAAGCAAAUGACUUGGCAUUGAGGUUGGCCCGUCAACACACCGGCAACACCGACGUCAUCACCCUGGACCAUGCGUACCAUGGUCACUUGACUUCACUAAUUGAUAUUUCACCUUAUAAACUAAAUUUGCCAGGAGCACCAAAAAAACCAGAUCACGUGCACGUAGCUCCGGUUCCGGAUGUAUAUAGAGGUAAAAUAAGAGCUGAUGAUCAUCCCGACGAGGAUAUGGGAAAAUUGUACGCUCUGGAAGUUAAAAAGAUUAUUGAUGAAAACGUGAUCGGGCAACGUGGUCAACAAGUGUGCGCUUUCAUCGCAGAAAGCUUACAAAGCUGUGGUGGCCAGAUUAUUUUACCACAUAAUUAUCUGCGAGAUGUUUACACAUACGUGCGGGAAGCCGGUGGCGUGUGCAUUGCUGACGAAGUUCAAGUGGGAUUUGGCCGGUCGGGUACGCACUAUUGGGCGUUCCAGAUCGACGGACCGGACGUACUACCUGACAUCGUGACCAUCGGCAAGCCUAUGGGCAACGGACAUCCGGUCGCCGCCGUCAUCACCACGGAAGCUGUGGCCCGAAGUUUUGAAGCCACUGGCAUACAAUAUUUUAACACGUACGGUGGAAAUCCCGUGUCGUGCGCAAUAGCCAUCGCCGUGAUGACCGCCGUCGACGAAGAACGGCUGGUGGACAACGCCAAAGACGUGGGCGGGUACCUGUUGUCCGAACUAGAAAACAUGCAACGGAGGUUCCCGGACGUGAUCGGAGAUGUCCGUGGUGUCGGACUAUUUGUGGGUGUAGAACUGAUAAAGGACCCGAAAACCAAGACUCCGGCAACGGUGGAAGCCCGAGAUGUCGUCGACAGAAUGAAAGAUGAAUUUAGAAUAUUGGUCAGCAGCGACGGACCAGACGUGAACGUCAUCAAACUGAAGCCACCGAUGGUGUUCAGCAGAGCCAAUGCUGACCGCUUUCUGAAGGCGUUCAAGACAUUGAUUUCAGAGAUUAGGACACAACGGUUUCAACUGCUGUGAUUUAUUUUAUACGGCAACCUACUAUAAAUGUUUACCUACGUAAUUUGGCAUCAAUAUCAUAAUUGUAAUUUGUAUUCUUCAAAUAUUAUAUAGGUUAUAUAAUAUAUAUGUAUAAUAUAUAAAAAAUAACCUAUUCCUGCACUUUAUAAAACAAAACGUAUGGCAUGAUACGUUAUGCAUAACAUAGGUAAUAAACUAAUAACUAAUAAUAUUAUAUUAAAUAAUUUAAAUGUAUAACUGAAAAUAUUAAAAUAACGAGAAUCGAAAAAUAGAUUAUUAUUCGUAUGUGUAAAAGUA